Messenger RNA from Lutzomyia longipalpis, 552 nucleotides. RefSeq names its product probable splicing factor, arginine/serine-rich 7. Gene Ontology annotation, biological process: proteolysis. Gene Ontology annotation, molecular function: aspartic-type endopeptidase activity; nucleic acid binding; zinc ion binding. The record is from RefSeq and is a predicted model, not a curated record. Lineage: Eukaryota; Metazoa; Arthropoda; Insecta; Diptera; Psychodidae. The transcript is spliced from 2 exons. The coding region runs from base 1 to 552 and encodes 183 amino acids.
AUGGAGACAGAUGAGCGUCCCUCAAGGGAUCGAUACAGGACACGGACUACCUACCGCCGAAGUGAACAUCACCGGUCGCGUGAGAGGGAGAAUCGAAUGAGGGAUAAGCACCGGGAUCGCCGCAACCGCAGCAGGAGCUCAAAGCGCGAUCGCUUCCGUUCCCGUGAAGGGCGAUAUAAGACCAACGACAGGGGAAGAUCACGCGAUCGUCAACAUCGCGAUUCACAGAAGGACGAGGCAGUGAAGACAGAGCGAAAGAAGCCCCAAUCCAAACAAUCAGGCGGAAAUCGCGGCGGAAAUAAGCCGAAGAGAUGUUUUAUCUGCAACUCAGAUAAACAUCUGGCAUUUAAAUGUCCGGACAAGAAAGAUUUUCGGGUGAGGCUGGUGCAUGAGCGUGCCACCAGCCUGAGCCCCCUCCGCAAAUCGCUCAAGCAAGUCGAAGUCGAAGGGAGGAGAUUGGAUGCACUCCUUGAUAGCGGUAGUGAUAUCUCCCUGCUGCAGGAAAAUGUGGCCAAAAAUGACCAGGAAAAGAAUGUUGAUUCAGGAAGCUAA